AUUUUUAUUAAUAAAGCCCAAAAUAAGUCGGCCAGAGUGAGAUGAUACAUAACUGAACUCUACUCAACUAGCUAACCCUAACAAUGCUUCAAUUUCUCAUACUCCUUCCCUUCUUCCUCACACUCUUCUUCAUCUUCUUCCCCAAAUCAUCAAAGCUCCCUCCAGGGCCAUGGAAGCUUCCUCUCAUUGGAAACCUCCACAACCUCGCCGGCGACCUCCCCCACCGCGCGCUGCAGCGAUUAUCCCUCAAAUACGGCCCAUUGAUGCACGUCCGCCUCGGCCAACUCUCCGCCGUCGUCGUCUCCUCCCCCGACGCCGCCAGAGAAGUGCUCCGAACUCACGACGUCAAAUUCGCCACCAGGCCCCGAAUUGUGGUGGCGGAGAUCAUGCUGUACGGCUGCAACAGCAUCAGCUUCAGCCCUCCCGGCGAGUACUGGCGCCACCUGAGAAAGAUCUGCACGUCGGAGCUACUGACGGCGAAGCGCGUCCAGUCCUUCCGGUCGCUGCGGAAGCACGUCUUCUCCGACCUCGUCCGGCGGAUAGUUUCCAGCGAAGGAUCGCCCGUCGAUCUGACGGAGCUGCUGCACUCCACGAGCUACGACUACACCACCAGAACGGCGUUGGGAACGGAAACGGAAAAGCAUAAGAGGUUUCUGGCGAUCGUGACAGAGGCUUUCGGUCUGGCGACGGGAUUGGACAUCACCGAACUGUUUCCUUCGAUCAAAUUGCUGCAAAGAUUCAGCGGGCUGAGAAAUAGGCUGAUGGUUUUGCACCGGGAAGCCGACGCCAUUCUCGACGAGAUCAUCCGCCAACACGAAGAAUCCGAUCAGAAACAAGGGCAAGAAGAUCUGGUCGACGUUCUUCUGAAAUCUCGCCGGGACGCCGGAGUCGAACUCGCAUUAACAACAGACAACAUGAAAGCUAUAAUCCUGGACGUAUUGGGCGCCGGAAGUGAGACGGCAGCGGGAACCAUGGAUUGGGCGAUGGCGGAGAUGCUGAAAAAUCGACAAGUCCUAGAAAAGGCGCAAGAAGAAGUUCGACAGGUUUUCGACAAGCAAGGCGGCUUCAUCGACGAAUCGAGCAUUCCGGAGCUCAAGUAUUUGAAGCUAAUUAUCAAAGAAACUUUGAGAUUACACGCUCCGGUGCCGCUGCUGCUGCCGAGGAAAUGCGAGCAGAGAUGCGAGAUUAUGGGGUAUGAGAUCCCGGAGGAGACGAAGAUCAUGGUGAAUACCUGGGCUAUAAAUCGCGACCCAAAGUAUUGGUCGGAUCCCCAAAGCUUUAAGCCCGAAAGGUUUCUCGACAGCCCUGUUGAUUACAAAGGCAAUCAUUUUGAAUACACACCUUUCAGAUCCGGGAGACGCGUAUGUCUCGGGAUUGUCUUUGCUAUUACCAACGUCGAGCUCUCCCUUGCGUUGUUGCUCUACCACUUCUUCGACUGGAAAUUGCCGCAAGGACUGAAUCCGGAGGAGAUGAAAAUGACGGAAGGGGCUGGCCUUACGGCCCGGCGAGCAAAUCAUUUGUUUUUCGUUCUUCCCGUUGUGAAAAGGCCGUUGCUUGUUGAAUGAUCUAUUCUAUUCUAU
Andrographis paniculata is the source of this 1580-nucleotide messenger RNA. RefSeq names its product salviol synthase-like. NCBI's taxonomy places the organism in Eukaryota, Viridiplantae, Streptophyta, Magnoliopsida, Lamiales, Acanthaceae. The transcript is spliced from 3 exons. The record is from RefSeq and is a predicted model, not a curated record. The coding region runs from base 84 to 1565 and encodes 493 amino acids. Gene Ontology annotation, molecular function: iron ion binding; oxidoreductase activity, acting on paired donors, with incorporation or reduction of molecular oxygen; monooxygenase activity.